AUGUCUCGAAACAUCUUCUUGGUGGGAGCCCCAUUAUCAGCGAGUCUGGACUGGGAGACAGACGAGCUUCUCAAUACACCCAUACCUCCAUUUCAUGACGAGAACAUGCAAAGCUCACGUCAGUUGUCCUUCGAUCAAUCGCCAGCAAGAUGGAGAGUACUGCGUGCACCGACAGACAAGCUAGGUGAAAGCUAUGCUUCUUACCAAGGUCAUGAAGAUCCAGCUUUCUUUGUCUCACAUCAAGUAGCUGUACCAGAAGAAAGCUUAGCAGACUCAAUUCUUUCUCAAUUCUACGACCAUUCAUUUGCCGUUCAUGAAACUUCCGAGGUGUCUGCUUCGGAUGUGUACGUGGCCGACUCGACCCAAGAAAGCAGUCUGGAGGAUAGCAGCAUAGGAUUGGACGAAGACGUCCCUAGGCCACUACAUAUUCCUGGACCCCUUAGCGACCUGCAGGAACUCCCCACAGCCAGAUACCUCCAAUCCAUCGUACCGCAAACAAUGACAGUGAAUUUGAUUGUGGCAAUCCUGGCAAUUCAUCCCCCACGCCGCGUGAUAACACGACAGUGGAAUACCGAAUUUCACAUUUUCGAGUUUGUUGUCGGAGAUGAGACGCGAGCUGGGUUUGGAGUCAAUUUUUGGGUCAAACCCCAUAAUUUUGCCAAGAACAAUGAAACGGAUCGGCUUGGCCGAUCUCUGGCGUCCCUUCGACCCCACGAUAUUGUCCUGUUCCGUACCGUUGGGCUCAGUACAUUCCAAGACCGGGUGUAUGGACAAAGCCUACGCAGAGGGAUAACUACGGUUGAACUUUUACACCGAAAACCGGUGGAUGUGACGGAUGCAGUGGGAUUUUAUCAUGGCAACCAUUUUCAAGGUAGCGGAGAUCAGCCGCUUUCAAAGGUCCGCCGAGUACGGAACUGGAUGCUCCGAUUUGUGAUGGAUACGGCAGGCGGUGAAAUAUCUGUUCCACGUGGAUUACCUCCAGACACACAGUAG
Messenger RNA from Penicillium soppii, 993 nucleotides. RefSeq lists its product as uncharacterized. The record is from RefSeq and is a predicted model, not a curated record. Bases 1 to 993 code for a protein of 330 amino acids. The transcript has a single exon. NCBI's taxonomy places the organism in Eukaryota, Fungi, Ascomycota, Eurotiomycetes, Eurotiales, Aspergillaceae.